Molecule: messenger RNA, 1581 nt
Organism: Acaromyces ingoldii
Lineage: Eukaryota; Fungi; Basidiomycota; Exobasidiomycetes; Exobasidiales; Cryptobasidiaceae
Product: MFS general substrate transporter
Exons: 3
Biological process (GO): transmembrane transport
Molecular function (GO): transmembrane transporter activity
Source: RefSeq, a predicted model, not a curated record
ACCAACCGGUGGACACCGUGGAACACAGCGGUGACUCCAUUCGAGGAUAUUGUUAAUGCUCAAUACGAAGGAAAGGGGACAAAGGAGGAGCCGUUCCUCAUUGGAUGGCUCGAUAAUGAUCCUGAGAACCCAAUGAGAAAGAGCGAGCUGUCCAAAUGGGGUCUUACCGUCUUCGUCAGCGUCUCUACACUCGCCGUCUCGCUGGCCUCGUCGGCCUACUCGGGCGCCGUCGCCUCGAUCAAAGAGCUGUAUGGUGGCUCGCAAACCGUCAUUACGCUCGGAGUCUCGCUCUUCGUGCUGGGUUUCGCGUUGGGACCGCUGAUCUGGGCUCCUCUCUCGGAAGUCCUGGGCCGUCGGUACCUCUUCGUCUUCUCCUACUUCAUGCUCACGCUCUGGAACGCUGUCGCUGUUGCGAGCCCAAACCUGGCCUCGCUUCUCGUCUUUCGCUUCCUCGCCGGCGCAUUUGGGUCUUCGCCUCUCACCAAUGCAGGCGGUACAAUCGCAGACUGCUUCAACGCCAAGGAACGAGGCCUCGCAAUGGCCGUCUUCGCGGCAGCACCUUUCAUGGGUCCGGCUCUUGGCCCCAUCACCGGAGGCUUCAUUGGCGACACGGGCAGAGAUGGUAUCCGGUGGGUCAUGGCUUUCCUCGCCUUUUUCACUGUCGCCAUUCUCGUGGUGGGCAUUCUCAUCUAUUCGGAGACCUACGCGCCGGUCCUGCUCCGCCGUCGGGCCGCCAAGCUGAACAAGGCUACAGGCAACCACUACAUCCCUCGCAUGGACAAGGGAAAGGACACAUCGAUCCGCAGCCAAUUUAGUGUCGCCCUGUCCCGCCCUUGGAUGCUCCUGAUCUACGAGCCCAUCGUCUUGCUCCUUUCCCUUUACGUUGCCAUCGUCUAUGCGAUCCUGUACAGCUUCUUCAGCGCCUUCCCCAUCGUCUUCCAGCAGGUUCGUGGCUGGAAUGCUGGCGUGGGCGGUCUCGCCUUCCUCGGCAUUCUCAUCGGCAUGCUCCUCGCUCUCGCCUAUGUAGCCCUCUACGAGAACAAGCGCUACGCUCGCAUCGUCGAUCAGCACGGCGGUGUCACGGCGCCCCCGGAGAACCGGCUGGUCGUUUCGAUGAUUGGCGCGCCACUUCUCGUUCUUGGCUUGGCUGGCUUUGCUGCGACCGAUUUCCCGAGCAUCCAUUGGAUCGUUCCCAUCUUGCUGUCGGCUCCUUUCGGCGGAGGAAUGGUGCUAAUCUUCUUGUCGCUGCAAAACUACUUGAUUGAUUCCUACCUUCUCUACGCUGCCUCUGUCCUCGCAGCUAACAGCGUGGUGCGAUCACUCCUGGGCGCCGCCUUUCCGCUCUUCACGCCUUACAUGUACCACCCUGGCGGUGGAGACAGCUGCCCCGUCGAGAGCUGUGGCAUCCACGUUGGACCUGCCAUCGCUGGAGCACUGGCUCUUCUCUUCUUGCCCGCUCCCUUUUACUUCUACAAGAGGGGCGCAGCGAUCCGCCAAAAGUGCAAGUUCAGUGCAGAGGCCAACAAGAUGCUCCAGAUGAUGAUGCGUGGAUCUGCGGCCCAGCCGCAGCAACCGCAAUCG